Molecule: messenger RNA, 2632 nt
Organism: Lentinula edodes (shiitake mushroom)
Lineage: Eukaryota; Fungi; Basidiomycota; Agaricomycetes; Agaricales; Omphalotaceae
Product: Cl-channel protein
Exons: 16
Coding region: 102-2504 (800 amino acids)
Biological process (GO): intracellular copper ion homeostasis; chloride transport; transmembrane transport
Cellular component (GO): endoplasmic reticulum; membrane; fungal-type vacuole
Molecular function (GO): voltage-gated chloride channel activity
Source: RefSeq, a predicted model, not a curated record
CUUGAACUUGUGCUCGAAUUCAAUUUUUGAAAUACGCAGAUCUACAAUAUAGCAGUGAGACCACCACAUUCUUGGCUAAUCUAGAACGAGUCGAUGACUUGAUGGCCAGCGCUACAGAAGAUGAACUAGAGGAGAUAAAACGCUAUGAAGACUUUACGACCGUAGACUGGAUACAAGAUUCAAUUCUAGAGAGAAAUCGUCGAAUACGAGCUGGCAAACGUCGCUGGAUUGAAAUUGGCCAAACGUGGAUAGUCGUCUCCAUUGUAGGAGUAUGCAUUGGAUUGAACGCAGCAAUUAUAUCCAUCGUCACCGAAUGGCUUUCCGACAUCAAGAUGGGCUAUUGUGCUGAUGGAUGGUGGCUUAAUGAGCAGUUUUGUUGCUGGGAAAUUGAAGGAGAAGACGAGACUGAUGCCUGCGACUCCUGGCAUCCUUGGAGUGAAGUCGGUCCAGCGCGUUGGCUUAUUUACGUGAUGUGUGCCGCCUCGUUCUCCUUUGUGGCUGCCCACCUGGUUCGGUCGCUUGCGAAGUAUGCUGCAGGAUCAGGGAUAUCAGAGAUCAAGUGUAUAUUGGCAGGAUUCACUAUGAAACGCUUUUUGGGCUUUUCAACGCUCUUCAUCAAGAGUUUGACCUUGCCGUUGGUCAUUGCUUCUGGUCUGUCAGUAGGCAAGGAGGGUCCUUCGGUUCAUGUGGCUUGCUGUAUAGGUUUUAUUGUCGCGGGCUGGUUUCCAAAGUUCGCUAGCAGUCAAGCCAAGAUUCGUCAAGUCGUCACAGCGGCUAGUGCUGCAGGCGUCGCAGUAGCGUUUGGAUCACCUAUCGGCGGAGUAAUAUUCUCCAUCGAGGAAAUGAGCCACAAUUUCAGCAUUAAAACGAUGUGGAGGUCUUUUUUCUGCGCCUUAGUCGCUACGUUCACGCUGUCGGCGAUGAACCCGUUCCGAACGGGAAAGCUUGUCCUCUUCCAGGUCACGUACGACCGAGACUGGCAUUUCUUUGAGAUCAUAUUUUUCGUAAUUUUGGGUAUAUUCGGAGGUCUGUAUGGCGCUUUCGUCGUUAGAUUCAAUCUCCAGGUCGCCGCCUUCCGACGCAAAUACCUGCAGUCACACGCCGUGGCCGAAGCAGUCAUAUUGGCUGUGGGCACAGCGAUGAUAGGAUAUUUCAACAGGUUCCUGCGGAUUGACAUGACGGAAAGCAUGGCGAUCUUGUUCAGAGAGUGUGAUGCAUCUACUGGCGGUGGUACAGGCGACAUAUGUCAAACCUCUAUGCAAUGGCGUCUUGCCAACUCUUUGCUCCUUGCUACAAUAAUCCGUACCGCCCUCGUCGUGGUCUCCUACGGCUGUAAGGUUCCAGCAGGAAUUUUCGUCCCCAGUAUGGCCGUAGGAGCGAGUUUUGGUCGGAUGGUCGGGAUCAUGGUACGAGCGACGUAUAGAGCCUAUCCUCAAUCGGGUAUCUUUGCCUACUGUGAUCCGAAUAGUCCAGCGUGUAUCACCCCCGGAACUUAUGCAUUCUUGGGAGCUGCUGCUGCGUUGAGUGGUGUGAUGCGUAUUACAGUGACCGUGGUUGUGAUCAUGUUCGAGUUGACUGGUGCGUUAACGUAUAUAUUACCUACCAUGAUCGUUCUACUUGUAACCAAAGCAGUAGGCGACUUUCUCGGUACAAACGGUAUUGCGGAUGAGAUGAUCAAGUUCAAUGGGUUCCCGUUUCUGGAGAAGGAGGAUCAUGCGUAUGGAGUAGACGUAUCGGUGGUCAUGCGUACGGAUUUGUAUACUGUGCCGGAAAAAGGAUUGCGUGUAAAGGAUGUUGAAUCCCUGAUAUCAUCCACCGACGUGAAGGGAUUUCCCGUUGUUUCCGGUACAACAUCUGGAUCGGCGUCUUCAUUGUCAUCCUCUUGGUCCGAGGCAGUGGCCGGAACGGAAGAAGACGGUAAUCUGGAUGGCGGAAAGCCGACGUUAUUGGGAUACAUAGGCAAAACGGAACUAAAAUUCGUGUUAGAGAAAUUCCGCAAAACAGCAGGUCAUUUAGAUCCCGAGAUUCCGUGCCUAUUUGGACCUCCGUUACCUCCGCCGCCCCCUUCAGCUCCAGUGUCUGCAUCAAGACCGACGAGGCUAGCUAGCAAUAGAGUGGAUGAGUUGGUGCAAGGAAUAGAGGAAGAAGAGAUUCCUGAAACGAUGUUUGAGAGGCCGGAUGGUUCGGAGGGCAUGGAAAUAUGGCCUUGGGUCAAUCAGACACCGAUGACUGUAUCACCGCAGCUUCCAUUGGAGAUUGUGAUGCAGCUAUUCAAACGAAUGGGCCCACGCGUAAUUCUGGUUGAGGACCACGGUUCGCUGGUAGGCCUCGUCACUGUCAAAGACGUCCUACGAUUUAUUGCGAUGGAAAAACCGGGAUACCACCAUCCAUCGUGGGACGAGAGAGGCGGGUUGGAUGGGCUACUGGAGGAGCUGUGGUCUGUUAUUAGAGGAGUAGUUGAUCGGUUAGGCGAGAAGUUUGCUGGUCUGCGUAGCAGAAGAUGAACUAUAUCGGCCAUUGAUAGUCUGAGUCAGUAGUUGGGUCUACAUUUCUAUUUGAUGAUAUCUGAUUCUCAGCGUAUGUAUAGGUGUAUUUUAUUUCAACGUAAUUAAUUUUAUUGAUUGAAAAAUUC